Messenger RNA from Bombyx mandarina (wild silkworm), 825 nucleotides. RefSeq names its product KRAB-A domain-containing protein 2-like. The record is from RefSeq and is a predicted model, not a curated record. NCBI's taxonomy places the organism in Eukaryota, Metazoa, Arthropoda, Insecta, Lepidoptera, Bombycidae.
AUGGUAUACCAAGAUCACCUUACAAAAUUUGUGCAACUCAGAGCAUUAAAAACGAAGCGUGCUGAGGAAGUUGGAUAUCAUUUGUUAGACAUAUUUACUAUAUUUGGAGCGCCUUGUAUUUUGCAUAAUGACAAUGGGCGUGAAUUCGUGAAUAAUGUAAUUACUGAGGUGUGUAAAAUUUGGGAUGAACCUAAAAUUGUUCAUGGAAAGCCGCGACACAGCCAGUCUCAAGGAUCUGUCGAGAGAGCAAAUCAAGACAUUGAAAAAAUUUUAGCUACUUGGUUGGAAACCAACAAAACAACACAUUGGUCAGAAGGUCUAAGAUUCAUACAGUUUAUGAAAAACAAAGCUUUCCAUUUAGGAAUAAAUACGAGUCCUUAUGAAGCUAUGUUUGGUUGUAAACCAAAAAUUGGGUUAAAAACUUUUCUGCCCGCUGUUGAUAUUUCACAUAUUACAAGCGAAGAAGAUUUAGAAAGACUUCAAGACCCUCAACAUGCUGAUACUGACGACUGUAACUCCUUGGAUCAUACUACGGACGUGCACUCAGUUGAUAUCCAUUCUCAACAAAUUGAACCUACUUCGAAUAUUUAUCCGGUUGAUGCCCAUUCUGUGCAAAUUGAACCUGAAUUGCAGAGUGAGCUUGAAAUUAACUCAAUACAGGAAAAUCCCAAAGAAAUUCCUGUUGACAAUCCAAAUAAGGAAGAAACGAUUAUCAAUUCGGAAAACCAAAAUAUAGAUAAAGAGCUUGUCUCAAUCAUCGUCACUACUUCCACUAAAAUUCAAGAUGUUCGAGAUUCUGCGAGAGUCUCUCUAAAAGCAAGCUGA